GAAGGCAAAUUGUCAUAUUCUUUUCAUCGCACUUACGACGCUGCUGAGCCGGAGAAGCGAAGUGUACAUUCACUGCGACAAUUGGGUCCAUCGAGCGCAUAAAUAUACACACACCACAAUCAUGGCAUCUACAGCCGCCCACAAAGAUCCAACAUUCCGCAACUACGACUUAGGGUCCGCAAAGAACUAUGCUAAAGGUCAUCGACAUCAUCAUCAACCAACAUACCUCGACUGGAGGAAACUUGGACCUCCUCGUCGACAUCGGUUGUGGACCCGGGACGGCAACACGUUCAGUGGCGCCGCACUUCCAACAUGCCAUCGGCGCGGAUCCGGGGCAGAGCAUGAUCGAGACGGCGAGGAGUAUCCCAAGCUCAACUGCGUCCGGCGAGCCCGUGACCUACGAGAUCUGCAGCGCCAAUGCACUGAGCAAUUUAUCAGCGCUGAAACAAUAUCCAGAGGGUGUUGAUCUGAUCACGGCGGCCACGGCGGCGCACUGGUUCGAGUACCCGGACUUCUAUCGCGAGGCAGCCAAGAUCCUCAAACCAGGUGGGAGCAUCAUCAUAUGGUGCACGAAGGGAUACUACGUGGACGAGCGGACCACGCCGAAUGCGAAGAAGUUACAGACGUUGUGGCAAGAUUUCGAAAACGACGCCCUCGUGCCAUACGAGCUGGAGGGAAACAAGAUGACCAAGGAGUUGUUGGCGAGCUUGCCAUUGCCUUGGAGUAGCUACGAGGGCCAGGAUGUGGAUUCCGAGACGAAGGAGUUGUUGAAGAGCUUUGACGAGAAGGAUUAUCGCAGGCUUGUGUUCAACGAUGAGGGGCAGGUCAAGCCCGGUGAGGAUUUUCUUUUGGCGAGACGAGUCACGCUUGCACAGUCGAAGCUUAUGCUGGGGACGGUGAGUCCGGUGACCAGGUGGAGGGAGGCAAAUAAGGAGAAGCUCGAGAAGGGGGAGAUUGAAGAUAUUGUGGACAAGGUUAUGAGGAGAACGAGGGAGUUGCUGGAUGAGACGGAAGAAGGGAAAGGGCGGGAUUGGAUGGAGGGAGGGUCGGCGUUGGUGAUUAUGGUGAUCAAGAAGAAGUGAUCUGGUCUGAUGUAGAGUCAUAAGGCUCAACGAACUGUCUGUUAAUGGAAUAGAUUAUUACCUAGGUAGUCCAAUCGACACCGCACUAUCAUUCAAUGAC
Exophiala viscosa is the source of this 1182-nucleotide messenger RNA. Its product is annotated as S-adenosyl-L-methionine-dependent methyltransferase. Lineage: Eukaryota; Fungi; Ascomycota; Eurotiomycetes; Chaetothyriales; Herpotrichiellaceae. Bases 189 to 1082 code for a protein of 297 amino acids. The transcript has a single exon. The record is from RefSeq and is a predicted model, not a curated record.